UUUUCAGUCAUCUAUCGAUCUGGAUAAUUUUCUUUGAAUGGAUUCCCUUCAGGGUUUCGAACCCUCGAAUUCAAGCCCUUCUUCCGCCACCAUUUUGACCCCAUGUUUCCCUGCAGACCUCUCCAUCGCCACCGUAAGCACCACCGUGAACCCUUUACCAGCUGCGGCUUCUUCUUCUUCAUCAUCAUCGGCUUCUCCUUCGACUCUCAGCCGCUACGAGAACCAAAAGCGGCGUGACUGGAACACUUUCGGGCAGUACCUCCGGAACCACCGCCCGCCGCUCUCGCUUUCCCGCUGCAGCGGCGCCCACGUCCUGGAGUUCCUCCGGUACCUUGACCAGUUCGGGAAAACCAAAGUGCACACCCAGCUUUGUCCUUUCUUCGGUCACCCUAACCCUCCGGCUCCAUGCCCUUGUCCUCUCCGGCAAGCUUGGGGAAGCCUCGAUGCUCUCAUCGGACGCCUCCGUGCCGCCUUCGAAGAACACGGCGGCAAACCCGAAGCUAACCCUUUCGGUGCCACUAUUAGGCUUUACCUACGUGAGGUUCGUGAUUCACAGGCUAAAGCAAGAGGCAUAAGCUAUGAGAAGAAGAAACGAAAGCGACCACCUCAAGCUCCCCCUCCUCCACCACCACAGCCACCGUCUCUUCCGCCGGCUCCCAGCCAAAACCAGUAAGCAAAAACAUAAAAAUGAAAAGACGUUAUCAUCUAU
Molecule: messenger RNA, 709 nt
Organism: Hibiscus syriacus
Lineage: Eukaryota; Viridiplantae; Streptophyta; Magnoliopsida; Malvales; Malvaceae
Product: protein LIGHT-DEPENDENT SHORT HYPOCOTYLS 4-like
Biological process (GO): mRNA transcription; response to light stimulus
Cellular component (GO): nucleus
Source: RefSeq, a predicted model, not a curated record